Molecule: messenger RNA, 1324 nt
Organism: Vigna unguiculata (cowpea)
Lineage: Eukaryota; Viridiplantae; Streptophyta; Magnoliopsida; Fabales; Fabaceae
Product: WAT1-related protein At4g30420-like
Cellular component (GO): membrane
Molecular function (GO): transmembrane transporter activity
Source: RefSeq, a predicted model, not a curated record
UUCUCUAAUCUAUAUUGCUAAGACUCCAUUGUUGUAAGAAGCUGAGAAAAAUGGGAACGUUAAAGUCGUAUCUUCCAGUAAUGGGUAUGGUGUUUAAUCAGUUCAUUUAUACAGGACUUAGUCUCAGCACAAGACUUGUUUUCUCAGAAGGAAUGAAUCCAAGGGUCUUUGUGGUCUAUCGCCAUCUUCUUGCAACCAUUGUAAUUGCUCCAAUAGCUUAUUUAUCAGGGAGAAAUUCUGGUUCCUAUUACUUAAACUUGAAGAGUUUUUCCUGGAUAUUCUUGGUCUCCUUCGUAGGGAUUACCUUGAAUCAAAAUCUGUUUUGCGAGGGUUUAUACCUGACAAAUUCUUCAGUGGCAACUGCAAUGGUGAAUCUUGUUCCAGCAGUAACAUUUGUGAUAGCAGUUUGUGCAGGAAUGGAGAAAGUGAGCAUUGGAAGCUUGAGAUCCAUAGCGAAGAUAGUAGGAACAGUGAUAUGUGUGAGUGGAGCAGUGUCCAUAGCUUUGUUGAAGGGUCCAAAGCUUCUAAAUGCAGAAAACCUGCCAUCAAAAUCCAUCAUCAUGGCCUCCUCAGCAACUGAUAAUUGGUUCCUUGGUUGUCUCUUUCUCAUUGGAUGCUGCUUCUCUUGGUCAACCUGGCUCAUACUGAUGGUUCCUGCCUCCAAAAGCCACCCAGAUCCCUUGUCCUUUUCGGCUUGGAUGUGUUUUAUAGCAACAGUGCAAUCAGCUUUAGUGACACUACUGUUGGAACCAGAUCCAAAUACAUGGAAGAUUAAUUCUUUACUUGAAGUUGGUUCUGCUUUAUAUGGAGGAGUUAUGGGAUCUGCAGUAUCAUUCUUUCUCCAAGCAUGGUGCAUCUCAAUCACAGGUCCUCUUUUCAGUGCAAUGUUCAAUCCUCUUAUGGCAGUGUUUGUCACCAUAUUGGCUCCUUUUCUACUACAGGAGGAAGUAUACGUUGGAAGCUUGACUGGCUCAAUAGCAGUGAUCAUUGGGUUGUAUAUUGUGCUUUGGGGAAAAGCUGAAGAAGUUGUGAAUGUUAAGAGAGAUUCAGAAUCAAUGCUUAAUUCCACAGAGGAAGUCAAAAUAUCCAUAAACAAGGAUUCUUCUUCAGUAAAAGAAUGUUGUAAAACCAAUUUGGAAGAACCCCUUCUAUCUCCUCAUUCUCCUUCACAUAAUUAAAUUAAGGAAAUUUGUACCAAUUGAAAUUUCAUUGAUAUUCUAUCUUUUGUAGCACAAAAAUUUAUAAGGUUGAUACUUUCAUUUAAUCAUGAAAGUAAAUAUCACAAAUUCUUUCUGCUCAAUUUGUAGAACAUUUUAGUGUCUUU